Molecule: messenger RNA, 3755 nt
Organism: Marchantia polymorpha subsp. ruderalis
Lineage: Eukaryota; Viridiplantae; Streptophyta; Marchantiopsida; Marchantiales; Marchantiaceae
Source: the annotation of a GenBank genome assembly
AUUCAAGACCAGGGGUGCCUAAUUUCUGCAUAUUUCUCCAAUUUCUUAUGAUCAUAAUCCUGUUACUGCUCAGCUUCAGCUGCAGCAUUGCUGAUUCUGGAGGGGAAGCCUAUCAGAUGUUGACUCUGCAUCUGCUGAACAGCUUCCGCAAUGCCAGAAUUACAAGAUCCCUGCUAAAUCGGAGGCACAUCGGCUGAACAAAAACAUCUGCAUGCAUGAAGCAGUGAUUCAGGACCGUCUUAGACGAUGGAAGGGCAAUCGCCGCACUCUUCUGCAGCUCUACGUGUUUCCUUGUAAACCAUUGAAUUUUUCGCUAGUUCAACAAUUGCAUAAAUGGCCCGGAAGAAAAGGAACAUGGCUGAAUUGAAGAAGGUAACGACCAAGAACGCAGCAAGCAGGAGCUGAUCCUUAUUUUGAGGGCUUUGGAACACGGCUCCAGCAGACGGACCACUGACGCUGGUUGAGACGAAAAAGUAAAGUGACGGUCAAAUGUUUUAUCUGAAUCAGAAGAAAACUCUGGAGCAGGGCUCAAAAUCGGGAGAAAACAGAGCAAAAAGCGGAAGAAUCCCCGGUACUGAAGCCGGUGGUAUUCGAUUUUGAUCUGAUCCAGACACUUUUGAGUGGAAGUGACCCUUCUAGAUUUACUGAAGAUUUCACUCCUUCCAUGUACAGAGAGCGGGGAAGAAGAUGUUCAAUUCAGGAAUAAAGAUGCGAUCGCGUGUAACAGCGCUACACAGAUCUCUGUUCCAAGUAUUUGUCACUCAGACCGGAGAUGGCAAAGCAAUCUGCGUUCAUCACAAUAUCGGACUUCCAGUUUACAUUCAGAGGAGGAAUGCUCUGUCACCAGCGACGCGAAUUCCACCGGAACACCUUUGGCCGCUACAGCGGUAUGAGUGGAUGGUCAAAGAAGGCAUGCUCCAGCAUGAUGAUCAGCAACAUACAGUGGCCGAGAAGCUUGAUAAUCUCUUAAAACAUAUGAAAGGUUACCAGAAAGAAAUGGAAAGUUAUCAGGUGGGACUCAGGAAGUGGUCAGACGAAAGGGAGAAACACAAGAAGGUGCUUUUGGCAGAACAAGCGGUGGUAGAAGCUCAGAAAAGACUUGAGUUUUUAGCUUCUCAGAAUCAGACGGGAAUUUUUGCCUGGUGGUCGAGAAAAGUGAGACAUGUCAGAGCUGAGCCUGGAGCUGGAAGAAUGGUAGCGCGACUGAAAAGAGAGAAGAAGUUGUCUUCAUUGAUGGGUCCUCCACCUCCUCUGCCGCCUCCUCCCCAAGGGCUAUAUCUAUAUGGCAACGUUGGUUGUGGGAAAACGCUUUUGAUGGACAUGUUCUUCAAUGCUUCAAAAGGUGUGGUGAAAUAUCGUCGAAGGGUUCAUUUUCAUGCGGCAAUGUUGGAAGUACAUGAUCGUAUGCAUAAGUUGUGGAAACAGGGAAAAGAGAACAACAAGGAGUAUGGCAAAAUUGGCUCCAGCACUUCAGAUCCAAAUCAACCAUUGACCCUGGAGAUGGCAGUGAAAGAAUGGCUUGAUGAAGAAGAACAAUGGGAAAGAGACCUUCAGACAGAAAUGGGAGUGCUCAGUGCCGUUGCAGAUGAAUUCUUCGCAAAUUCUGAUGAGUUCCUGGACGGUGCUAGUCUUUUGUGCUUCGAUGAAGUGCAGGUGAUGGAUGUGUUCACAGCUAUUGCUCUUGCUGGGAUUUUGAGCAGACUUCUAAGUAAAGGCACAGUUAUUGUAUCGACCAGCAACCGAGCUCCCCGGGAGCUGAACAAGGGUGGGAUGCAACAGGAACUAUUUGAAUCUUUUCUAACCAAGUUGGAAGGAAACUGUGAGUCAGUGCUGGUAGGAUUGGAGAAAGAUUAUCGUCGUGUCAUCGCCUCGAUGCACUCUGUGAAGGAUGAACAAGUGCACUACUUUUGGCCUUUGGGACAUCAAUCUCAAGACAAGCUUGAGAAGCUAUGGCUUGAGAUGGUAUCACCGUUAACCCAAGCAAAUCGCAAGCCCAUCUCUUCAACAUUACCAGUGAUGUUUGGAAGGUCACUCGAGGUUCCGGAAAGCUACCAUGGUGUUGCUCGCUUUGCAUUUGAGGAGUUGUGUAACCGUCCCCUUGGUGCCCCAGACUACGUUUCUCUUGCUCGAAGUUAUCAUACGGUGUUUAUAACAAACAUUCCCGUGAUGAGUAUGCGCAUUCGCGAUCAGGCAAGAAGGUUCAUCACCUUAGUUGACGAACUUUACAAUAACCAUUGCCGGCUCAUCUGUACGGCAGCAGCACCCGUAGAUGAACUAUUUCUCGGAACAGAGGAAGGGCCUCUCAUUGACCUUGAGAGUCUGCAGUUUGAAACUGAAGCUGAAGGCAGUCGACUCCGAAGAGAUGUGCUCGUCUCGGGGCACGUGGAACCGUUGGCCGGUACCAAGGAAGCACAAGCCAGUAUUCAGGGUCUCCUUUCUGGGCGGGAGGAAUUGUUUGCUUUUCGUCGUGCUGUUUCCAGAUUGAUUGAGAUGCAAACCCCGAUUUACCUUCAAUCUCUCAAUUGCCAUCCCAGAUUUUCAAGUUAAAUCUCACUAGUGGGAAGUUAGUUGUACAUUUCGCAUGGGUUUGGCUAUGCAACGAAGCUCUCUUACAUUGAGAGAGGAAUGAAAUUAUGACUUUGCCUUUCAGGCUCGAUCUUAAUCAAUAUAGAGAUUCAUUGCCGCUCAGUAUAGUAUAGUUCAGUCAUACUGUAACUGAGAUAGUAAAUCUCGAUCAAGAGAAUACCCGAGCUUUUUGUAGAUUUGACAGCAUACAUUUUAUGCCCUUACCAUGGUGGUCGGCUGAUUGCAACCACUAAGAACCUUUUGGCCUGUAAAGCGAGUAAAAACGAAGCAGCUAACUCAGAAGAUGUCGGCGGUGACACGAUCUACGUUGUAUGUAAUCAUUGGCGAGGACCUUGUCCGUGAAGCGUCCAGUCAAGCUGAAGCCUCUCUAAAUUUGGGAAUGCAGUGCAUUCGUCGGACCAUCGAUGUCAACGACAAUCACUUGUGCUUCUAGAGUCUGGUCGAAUGAAAGUAUUCAGAUGGGAUUCAGUUCCUUGAAUUAGUCUCAGGCGCAGAGAACUACUGAGCAACUCGGAAGUGCACAGUGUGACGACAGGAUCUACCCGAAUCACUGCUAUUUAUUUUGCAGCUAGUUGAGUCCAGUUGUCUUGGGAACGCUAAUGCCGUACCAGGCUGAAAUUACUGCGCCGACUUUUGAAGCAGGAAAGCCUGUCGGCUUUAGUCGUGGGGCCGUUUCUUGCUGGUCAUCGAUGCAUCGCGAGUUUUAUGCUUCAGUCAAAUUUGGCGUGCCGACAUUGUAUCUAGCGACAUGGCAGCUCAAUCACUUCCCGAAGUUGACCCAUUGGACGGACCAACGAAUGAAUGUGGGCAAGGCCUGCGGAGGAGAGGCGAGCAGAUCGGAUGUCUGGGGACUUCGUGCAAUCAAUGAGUUCAAGCUGUAACUGGGCCGAAGCACUGCCACUGCAAACAUGAUCGUUUCAAACUCGAAGAGCAUCCGCAGAGAAAUCUCGAACACGUGCCGUGCCGUGCCGUUUCAUACUACACGAUCCACAGCUCGUCGGAAUGUGAUGGCGUCCUACUUCUGGUCGACUGCAGGCAAGUACCGUUUCAUUCUAAUCCGGAACAACAUUGCGAAAACUCUCUUCUGGCUCCGACAAAUCAAACUCAGAGCAGCAGCCCUUGCACUUGCAUGCGAGGCACAUUGUGAAGGAAAGAAUUGCCGACCACAA